UCUGAUUGGCUGUGGCGGCAAUGCGACGUGAUGAGGCUGUUGCCGUUGUUUCAUUUGCACAGUUGUAAUCGGGCUCGGGCGCCAUUUUGGUACACCCUGACCCUGCUGAGGGGUCCCCCCAGUUUUAGGGACUGUACAGUGCCGUUGUCACACAAUCUCGGAAUAAAGGUUUUUUUGUAUGGCAUCUAACAAUGCCCGCAUGUGCUGCCAUUAACUGCACAAGCCGACAAACACGUGGAUGUGGAAAGUCUUUUCACCGAUUUCCACAUGGACGACCAGAGAUUCUGAAAAAAUGGGUUGUGAAUAUGAGGCGCAAUACAUUUAAACCUUCCUCCAAGGCAGUGCUGUGCUCAGAUCACUUUGAAGAGUACUGUUUUGAUAGAACUGGCCAGACAAUUCGACUGAGGGUAGAUGCUGUGCCAACAGUCUUUUCUUUUCCUGGGAAAUCGAGAAAGGACAGAAAAUUACAGAUCUCAACUCCAAAGCUUGAGUAUGAGGAUGAGCAGUUUUGUUUCCCACCUCCAUUACUCCCAGAACAGAUGCCUACUCAAAACAUAGUUGAAAAACGGGUUACCUUGGAACACGACUAUUGCAUUAUGGACAGCCCAAAGGCUCUGAAAAAACGGCUUGAUGAAGCCUUAAGCACCCUUCACAAUGUAAAAAGGAGACUGAAGAUCACCCAACAAAAGUUCAGGAGGCUAAAAUUCAAGGUUCAGUCUCUUGAUCUUUCUGAUGAUCCUGUGUAAGGGAUAAUGGACUUUAAGUGACUUUAUAAAAGUGCUUUGAUACGGCUUUAUCCAUAUGUAUUCUAUAGUCAGACAAUGUACAUACAGAGUUUUAUACUUAGAAGCCUUAUUUGUGUAAGUGUGAGAUUUAUGAAGUUCUAAAAUGGAAUAUAAGUAAAACAAUUAGUGUAUAACUA
Messenger RNA from Rana temporaria (common frog), 922 nucleotides. Its product is annotated as THAP domain-containing protein 2-like. The transcript has 4 exons. The record is from RefSeq and is a predicted model, not a curated record. Bases 192 to 746 code for a protein of 184 amino acids. NCBI's taxonomy places the organism in Eukaryota, Metazoa, Chordata, Amphibia, Anura, Ranidae.